Prunus persica (peach) is the source of this 513-nucleotide messenger RNA. RefSeq lists its product as uncharacterized. Lineage: Eukaryota; Viridiplantae; Streptophyta; Magnoliopsida; Rosales; Rosaceae. The transcript has a single exon. The coding region runs from base 1 to 513 and encodes 170 amino acids. The record is from RefSeq and is a predicted model, not a curated record.
AUGGCAGGAGAGAACUACACCAAGUUCACCAUCCCCAUACAUCAAAUCUUAGCCCAAGUGAAAGACAAACCUUGGGUAAGAAGACCGCCACCCUUGAAAGGAGAUCCAAACAAGAGGGAUACUAGCAAAUACUGUGCCUUUCAUGGGACGCACGGACACACGAUGAACAACUGCUUUACCUGGAAAGCGCACCUUGAAGAACUCGUGAGAGGAGGUCACUGCAUGGAAUUCAUUGCAAAGCAGGCCAUCCGAUGGAUUGAGGAUCGUGACACCGCCAAGGAGCCACCUCAGAAGGUCAUAAGGAUUAACACAAUCCUAGCUGAUUCCGAGGAAUCUGGGCUGACCAGCAAGAAAAAUAAGAGAAAGAUCAAACCGACCACUGUGAUCUCCCAAGUCUCAAUCGACCUUCCAUCGACAGAAGACGAUCCUAUGAUCGGCUUCCAAAAGAAAGAUCUGAUCGGCCUCAACAUGCCACAUAAUGAUGCUCUUGUUGUCAGCAUUCAAAUUGCCUAG